UUCAGCAAAACCAUAUGCCUUCAGAACACUUGGAGAAUACUGUGAAAGAAUACUUUUUCAUUAAUGCUUGAAGCUGGAUUCUAUGCACUGCCAUUAUGUGGAUGAGCACUAGCAGGACAUUUCUCAUUUAGUGGUGUGAAAAAGAAAUGUCAUAUGCCAUUAGAACAACAAAUAAUGACUGACUUUUCAUUUUUGGGUGGACUAUCACUUAAACAAUUUUCUUUAGUAUGAUGACAAUAUAAAACCCAGCUGUAUUAUUUUGGAAUCAGAUGGGUCCAGUUAUGUUUUUGAUAAAAAAAAAAAUUUAAAAAAAGAAACGGCUUGGCUUUUUCCCACAUCCUCAAAAUGGAUCUAAUGCAUUCUUAUCAAUGAAACGCUCCCAAACUUUUCCUAGUGUAAAAGCACCCUAUGUAAUUUUUCUUCCAGUGUGGUUAAUAAGUUCCCGCAAAUCCUCCAGUAAAGAAUCAUCUGAUGCAUCGCCGAAAAAGAUAUGAGAUUUAAUUGCACUUAAUUGCCUGAAGUGGCUGACCAUUGACGGCCUGAUGCUGCUUUUUCCUGAAAGUGCUUGUGGUACAAGCAUACAGGAAGGAACUGAAUGUUUAUUAGCUAGUGGCUCACACAUUUGCGUCAUUGAGGGAAGCUCAUACCUUUCUCACAUCUGAAAACUGAACGCAACUUUUGUCUGCAAGUCAUUCCCAGCAUUAUACAUCUUAACUGUAACCGUUUGCUUUGUUUAACAGCCAAAGGAUGUGAAUCCUGGCGACCCGUCUGUGUACAACAGCUCUAGCCGAGCCGAGAGAAAGAGUGCAGUUCAAACAGGCAUGAGGCUGUUGGCCUCCUCGCCACACCGACUACAACAAACACGUGUCGUGCCAAUGGAGUUUUAACCCCUGCAGGAGUGCAGACUGCUUGGUCCACCGAGGCUGGUGAAGAAACACAGGUAUGUAUGAGCACAUGCAGAUAUAACCGCCCCUCCCUUUGGUUCGACGCCAGAACUGUCCUCGAAUAACGAACAAAAUACUAGAGUGAGAGAAAGCGAGCGAGAGACUGAGGGUCCCAUGUGCCAUUGGGCAGCGGGGCUUUCGCCAUGAGCAGUACUCUGGGCAAAGAUAAAGACUCUAAGGAGAGGGAACCCAAAGCUGAAGGGAAAUCCAAAACCAAAGGGAAAGAUGCCAAAGACGGGAAGAAAGACACAAGUGGCGCUUCGCCCGCGGUGACCUUCACUUUGGACAGCACGAUAAAGCGACCCAACCCACCGCCCAGCACGCGCAAAAAAUCCAGCAAUGCAGAGGUCUUCAAGGAUCUGAACAAGUGCCGUGAAGAGAACUCGAUGCGCCUGGACCUGUCCAAGAGAUCCAUCCAUCUGUUGCCCUCUUCCAUCAAGGAGCUGACCCAGCUGACUGAGCUCUACCUGUACAGUAACAAGCUGCAAAGCCUGCCAGCCGAGGUGGGAUGCCUGUCGGGGCUGGUGACGCUGGCGCUCAGCGAGAACUCUCUCACCAGCCUGCCCGACUCGCUGGACAACCUGAAGAAGUUGCGUAUGCUCGACCUGCGGCAUAACAAGCUGCGGGAGAUCCCAGCCGUGGUCUACCGCGUCACCUCCCUCACCACGCUCUACCUGCGCUUUAAUCGGAUCACCACCGUGGAGAAGGACAUCAAGAAUCUGUCCAAACUCACCAUGCUCAGCAUCCGAGAGAACAAGAUUAAACAGCUACCCGCAGAGAUCGGUGAGCUCUGUAACUUGAUUACGCUGGAUGUAGCCCACAACCAGCUGGAGCACCUUCCUAAAGAGAUUGGCAAUUGCACUCAGAUCACCAACCUUGACCUGCAGCACAACGAACUUCUUGACCUACCUGAGACUAUAGGUAACUUGUCAAGUAUAAACCGUCUGGGUCUGAGGUACAACCGUCUAUCAGCGAUCCCUCGAUCUUUAUCGAAGUGCCGAGAGCUGGAGGAGCUCAACCUUGAAAACAACAACAUCUCAGUGUUACCAGAGGGUCUUCUCUCCAGUCUGGUGAACCUGACGAGUCUGACGCUGGCACGAAACUGUUUCCAGUCUUACCCAGUGGGCGGCCCAUCCCAGUUCUCCACCAUCUACUCACUCAACAUGGAGCACAACCGUAUCAACAAGAUCCCUUUCGGCAUCUUCUCCCGAGCCAAAGUGCUCAGCAAGCUCAAUAUGAAGGACAACCAGUUAACGUCUCUUCCGCUGGAUUUUGGGACGUGGACCAGUAUGGUAGAGCUGAACCUGGCAACAAACCAGCUUACCAAGAUUCCAGAGGAUAUCUGUGGACUUGUGUCUUUAGAGGUCCUCAUAUUGUCCAACAAUCUCUUGAAGAAGUUGCCUCAUGGGAUAGGAAACUUACGGAAACUGCGAGAGCUUGACCUGGAGGAGAACAAACUGGAGUCCCUCCCAAAUGAGAUAGCUUACCUUAAGGAUCUGCAGAAACUUGUGUUGACCAAUAAUCAGCUGACCACUUUGCCAAGAGGAAUCGGUCACCUGACCAACCUGACAUACCUGGGCUUGGGAGAGAACCUGCUGCAGCACCUACCUGAGGAGAUUGGUACACUGGAGAACCUGGAGGACCUGUACCUGAACGACAACCCUAACCUGCACAGUCUGCCGUUCGAGCUGGCGCUGUGCAGUAAGCUGUCCAUCAUGAGCAUAGAGAACUGCCCCCUCAGCCACCUCCCGCCGCAGAUCGUCGCCGGAGGCCCGUCCUUUAUCAUCCAGUUCCUCAAGAUGCAGGGUCCCUACCGCGCCAUGGUCUGAGAUGGCUCUCACACUGUACAAAGAGGAAACCGAAUCGCCACACGACGUUACCUUCGUCGUCAUUAUAUCUAGGACAGGAAACUGCGUAACUGGGUUCCUAUUGGUGGAGGAAUCGUAGCCAGUUAGAUCCCCUUUACCCCAGUAGAAAACAAUGUCUAGACUUCAGUUGCCAAAAUUAAUGUACAUUAGUGAUUCUGAAGAGGCGCUCUUAAAAUGUUUCAGUCAUUUUGCCAAUUUAUUGAAAGUCAUUAUAGGGGUUUCGUCGCCAGGAAACAGUUGUAUGCAAAAACAAAACAAUUCAUUUUUGCUGCUGCCGCCAUACUGUAUGUGAGUUUUUUUUGUUUUGUUUUUGUCAUCCCACAACCAAAAGAUUUUUAUUGUACAGAGGAGCUGUUUUGGAAGCAGUGAACAAAUUUUAGUUCUUUUUGUAUUAUUAUUAUUCUAGAAUUGUGCCUAUUCAGUGCAGUUGGGUGGUUUGUGUCUGAACAUUAUUAUCCAAGACGUUUUUAAUACAAAAAGGAUGAAUUUACAAAAGUAUAAUUUAUUCCGUAAUUCCUUUUCAUUUUGUAAUUAUUGUCGAUUAUUUUGUCGCUCCCUUUUUUUAAAUAUUCAUUCCUCUUCGCUGUCGGGACGUGUUGCUGCGCAUGACGUUUUAAAAUGAUGAAUCCACAAUCUUUUUUUCCCUGUGAAAUAGUGAAGUAACCGAUGAAUCAAAUUGUUUUUUGAUAGCAAUCACGUCACGUCACUCAGAGGUGCAGGUCUGGUUUCGGCCGUCUCUGUUUUGGACGUGGGGUUUAGGAUUGUUUACUUGUUUGCCAUAUCCACAGUGUUGCGCUCUGCUUGUGUCCUAUCGGUGAAAGUCACAUCUCCGUAUCAGGUGCUGAACAGUGCUAGCAGUUAAAGGCCCGCGUUUACUGUGAGGAAUGCCAAACGCCCAUUCAACAUCACUUCCCUCCUUUUUUUAAAUUCUGCAUUUGAAGGAUUUUUUUGGUCAGUGUCAUCGGACCGAUUUAAACUUUUGCCUGUGAUUUUCUGCUCUUUUAAAUUCACAGAAUAUUAAACAAUGGUUACCGGGUUUUUUUGUUUUUUUUGCACCAUUUAUCCCACACACACUCUUAUGCUGCUGCUUUUAAUGCACUUUGUAUUGAUAUUUGGCAUCCCCCUCAAGUAAAAGGGUUGCGACAUUUCAUGUUACCGAUUAAACGUAUGGAAGGGGGCAUUUAUUAUUAUUUCUGAAGUAGUUUCUUUUAUUUUAAUUCUCUAUCAUGUAUAUUUUAUAACAAUUAAUGAAAAAAAUUGCCUCAGCAAAUUCAAACUAUAACAUUCUCUUAAGAACUUUUUUUUUUCCCCAAGGCUUUGACGCUUUUUCUCUUUAUUAAAUGUUUUGAU
Molecule: messenger RNA, 4162 nt
Organism: Sinocyclocheilus rhinocerous
Lineage: Eukaryota; Metazoa; Chordata; Actinopteri; Cypriniformes; Cyprinidae
Product: leucine-rich repeat protein SHOC-2-like
Exons: 8
Coding region: 1088-2773 (561 amino acids)
Cellular component (GO): cytoplasm
Molecular function (GO): protein binding
Source: RefSeq, a predicted model, not a curated record